This is a messenger RNA of Trichomycterus rosablanca, 1964 nucleotides long. RefSeq names its product ecto-NOX disulfide-thiol exchanger 1 (gene enox1). Bases 42 to 1964 code for a protein of 640 amino acids. Lineage: Eukaryota; Metazoa; Chordata; Actinopteri; Siluriformes; Trichomycteridae. The transcript is spliced from 14 exons. Gene Ontology annotation, cellular component: external side of plasma membrane; plasma membrane. Gene Ontology annotation, molecular function: NADH dehydrogenase activity; RNA binding; protein disulfide isomerase activity. The record is from RefSeq and is a predicted model, not a curated record. Gene Ontology annotation, biological process: ultradian rhythm.
ACAGCAGUGGCAAACAGAAGCAGAGAUACAUCAGCGUCGCCAUGGCCAGUGCAGCGGAUGGAAUUGGGGGUUUAGGUACAGAACAGACUCACCUCAAUGUGCCGGUGGCAGACCCAGGUGCUUGGGCGACAGCCAUGAACAACUUGGGCAUUGUUCCAAUGAGCCUAACCGGGCAGCAGCUAGUGUCAGAUUCCAUCUGCAUUCGGGCCUUUGACCCUAACCUGGGCAUUAUUGCACCCAUCAACCCCAUGAUGGCAGGGAUCAGUCUGGUGCCUCCACCACCUGUGCAGCCUGAGCUACCUGUAAUCAAAGAGAUCAUCCACUGCAAGAGCUGUACACUCUUCCCCCAGAACCCCAAUCUGCCACCUCCGUCCACCAGAGAGCGGCCUCCUGGCUGUAAAACAGUGUUUGUUGGUGGACUCCCGGAGAAUGCAAGUGAAGAGAUUAUCCGAGAGGUGUUUGACCAGUGUGGUGAAAUCAUUGCUAUCCGCAAGAGCAAGAAAAACUUCUGCCACAUUCGAUUUUGUGAGGAGUUCAUGGUGGACAAGACCAUUUAUCUGUCUGGUUAUCGGAUGCGCAUCGGUUCCAGCACUGAUAAGAAGGAUUCAGGUCGCAUCCAUGUGGACUUUGCACAGGCGAGGGAUGACUUGUAUGAGUGGGAAUGCAAACAGAGGUUACUGGCACGAGAAGAACGGCACCGUCGCAAAAUCCAUGAAGAUCGUUUAUUACCUCCCUCGCCCCCUCCCAUAAUGCACUACUCAGAGCAUGAGGCAGGCCUGCUGGCUGAAAAAUUAAAAGAUGACAGCAAGUUCACUGAUGUCAUAGCAGUGCUGUCUACAUGGAUAGAAAGAGGCGAGGUGAACCGGCGGACAGCCAAUCAUUUUUAUUCCAUGAUCCAGUCAACCAACAGCCACGUGCGGUGCCUGAUGAACGAAAAGGCCCAACAUGAGGAUGAAAUGGAGCAAGCCAAAGAGCACUUCAAGAACUCGCUGCUUGUCAUCCUCACCCAAUUUGAGCAGAUAAUGGCCGUAUUCAUCGCUGCCACCCGUCAAAAGGCAUGGGACCAUUUCUCAAAAGCACAGCGCAAGAACAUAGACAUUUGGCGAAAACAGUGUGAGGAGCUGAGAAAUGCUCACAGUGAGGAGAUUAUGGGAAUUCGAAGAGAAGAAGAGAUGGAGAUGUCAGAUGAUGAUUUGGAGGAAAACCCCUGUAAGAAAGUUCGAAUGGAUAACACAGCCCUGGCUACACACUCAUAUGGCCUGCGAGAAGAGAAUGACAGUCUGCGCUGGCAGUUGGAUGCCUACAGAAAUGAGGUAGAACUGUUGAAAAAGGAUCAAGAAAGGGUGCAACAUCCUGAAGAUGAGCAUGGUCAUGAUCAACAGCUCAGCUUACUCCAGCAGAGCAUGCACAGCAUGCAGCAGCAACUGCUUAGGCUCCAGAAUGAGUUGAAGCGGAAGGAGCUGGAGUUGGAGCAAGCCAGAGACGAGCAGCACUACUUGGAGGGAGAGAUCUCUAGACUUAGAGAAAAGCUUUUAAACAGCACAGACUCUGUGGAGGGGACAAACCUCACCAAUGACCAUUCAGAAAAGGCAGUGAAUGGAACUGCAGCACUCUAUCACCUUCAAGAAAAGAGCAAUGAGGGGAUGAUGCGAGGUCCUCUGAGAUCAGAGAAAGAAGCUCUGUUACUUGGAGUUAUUUCAACCUUCCUUCAUGUCCACCCAUUUGGGGCCAACAUUGAGUAUCUGUGGUCGUACAUUCAGAGGCUUGAUGCAAAGAUCUCAGCCAGUGAGCUGGAGCGGCUGAUGUUGCGACUGCCCAACAUGUUCAAGCAGGAGUUUAGUGGUGUGGGUGCCACUCUGGAGAAGCGCUGGAAGUUCUCUGGCUUCGAGGCCCUCAGCUCAAUGCAAUCAAAGCUGAAAGCUGACACUAAGGUUGCUGAAUCUGCAAAUACUAUGCCUUUGUAA